AUGUAUAUCUGGGUCUGUCUCUCUCUCUCUCUCAUAUAUCUCUCUCUCUCUCAUAUAUCUCUCUCUCUCUCAUAUAUCUCUCUCUCUCUCUCAUAUAUCUCUCUCUCUCUCAUAUCUCUCUCUCUCUCUCUCUCAGAACCUCUAGAUCAGUGGUCCUCCACUUUUUUCUUUAUUCAUGGACCACUUUUUUUCUCUCUCUCUCUCUCUCUCAUAUAUCUCUCUCUCUCUCUCCUAUCUCUCUCUCUCUCUCUCUCUCUCUCUCUCUCUCCUCUCUCAUCUCUCUCUCUCUCUCUCUCUCUCUCUCUCUCUCUCUCUCUCUCUCUCUCUCUCUCUCUCAUCUCUCAUCUCUCUCUCUCUCUCUCUCUCUCAUCUCUCUCUCUCUCUCUCUCUCUCUCUCUCUCUCUCUCUCUCAUCUCUCUCAUAUAUCUCUCUCUCUCUCUCAUAUCUCUCUCUCUCUCUCUCUCAUAUCUCUCUCUCUCUCUCUCUCAUCUCUCUCUCUCUCUCAUAUCUCUCUCUCUCUCUCUCUCUCUCUCUCAAUAUCUCUCUCUCUAUUUAUUUUUAUAUAUAUAUCUAUAUCUCUCUCUCUUUCACAUCUCUCUUUCUCUCUCUCACAAACAAGCUGCACGCAAUCUGUAUGUUUCUGCAGUCUGCUCUCUCCCUCAGAAUCUACUCAACCCCAAACCAAGAUUACCCAAGAAAGAAAAGAAAAUGGGUCUUGUAAUUUUUGAUAAAGAUGGCACCUUAAUCUGUUUCCAGUCCAUGUGGGUUCCAUGGGCAAAGAAGUUAGCUGAAAAGUUGUCCAAAGUCACUGGGCUUCCCUUGGAGAAGAAAAUCUAUGACAUGCUUGGGUACUGCACUAUGUCAAACAAAGUGAUCCCUGGUUUGCUAGCUGAAUCAACUGGCCCUAUCAUAAAGCAGGAGUUGAUAAAGUUAUUGGUUGCUGAGGGCAUUAGUAAAGACAAAGCCCAGAAAAUGGUAUUUGACAAUGUAGAAUAUGGAGACAACAAGAACCCAUCAACUUUGCGCUCAUUGGCUGACUUGCAGAUUCUGUUUAAAAUUUUGAAACAGAAGUCCAUAAAAGUGGCCAUUUGCACAGCAGAUUGCCGCAAACCAACUGAGGAAUUGCUCAAUGAGUUCAACUUAGCAAAAGACGUAGACCUUAUUGUCUGUGGAGAUGACAACUCCUCUCAGCCCAAACCCUCUCCACACAAUGCACUAAUGAUCUGUGAUAAAUUGGGUGUUCCCCCUUCAGAGGCUGUUAUGGUGGGGGACACAAAAGUAGAUGUGAUGAUGGGUAAAGCUGCUAAACUAGGACUCAGUGUUGGAGUCUUAAGUGGUGUUGGGGGUAAGACAGAUCUUCAGUCCGAUGCUGACCAUCUUAUCAAGAAUGUACAGGACCUUUUACCGCUUAUAAUGCCUAAUGAGGAAUGGAAGGACUGUUAUGUUUACUCUGCUGAUGAACGGGUACUAAUUGAAAAGCAUCAGGGUGAGGAACCAACCACUAAUGAUGAUCUUUUGGUUCAGAAAGUUAACCUGGUUGUUUUUGACUUGCAUGGAACUUUACUUUGUCCGAAGUCUAGCUGGAUCAAGUGGGCGCAAGAGAUUGCUACCAAGCUGGAGGAACUGAGUCACCUGAGUCUCACUGAUAAAGUGUUUGCCCUUCUGGGUGUGUGCCAAGUAUCAUUCACGAUCCAACAUGGUCUUCUGACCGACCGACCGAAGAUUGAUGUCAAAGAGGCCCUGCGAGUACUCCUACGUGAGGAGGGUCUUGGUUACGAGGAGUCCUUGGUAAUUGUCAACCAAGCGUGGAAGGAUUGCAAAGGAGCUCUCUAUGGUGACCUCAAGGUGCUUGGGGACAUCCAGUCACUCUUUGAGAACCUGAAGCAAAAUAAUGUUAAAAUAGCCAUUACUUCUCAAGACUGUCGCGAAGAGUUAUUUAAGAUCUUCAACAGAUAUAACCUCAUGAAGUAUGUAGACAUGAUGGUGUGCGGGGAUGAUACUCGUACAGAGUUUAAUGCUGUUAAACUAAUCUGUAAUGAAUUGAAAGUUGAUCCAGCAGACACAGUUGUGAUAAGUGACUCCCCAAGUAAACUUCAUGGUGGAAAGGAGGCCCAGGUUCAAGCCAGUAUUGGGGUUUUGAGUGGUGUUGGCUCUAUGGAUGAUCUGGCUCCUCAUGCAGACCAUAUUGUGUCCACAGCCUGGGAUAUCUUUGACCAUGUCACUAAACGUCAACCCAGACAAAAUAACAUGUCAAAAAAAGACUUGAUGAUAGAACCUGGUUUACUGAAUGCCAAUCUUCGCCGGCGACCUCCUUUCUCUGGCACCCAAUCAGCCCGUUAUUUCAGCAACGCGACCUCAGUUACUGGCAAAACCGUACCCGAGUACACCCACAUUGUAGUAGGGGCAGGCUCUGCUGGCUGUGUCCUAAGCAACCGCCUCACAGAAGAUCCAGACAACAAGGUUCUACUGCUAGAAGCUGGGCCUAAAGACUAUUCCUGGAAAAUACACAUGCCUGCUGCUCUGAUGUACAACCUCUGUGAUGAUAAAUACAACUGGUAUUAUACAACAGAACCCGAGAAGCAUAUGGACAAUCGCAGAAUGUAUUGGCCUCGGGGACGUGUUUGGGGAGGGUCAUCUUCCCUCAAUGCUAUGGUUUAUAUCCGGGGCCAUGCCUAUGAUUAUGACCGGUGGGAGAGAGAAGGGGCCACUGGUUGGUCUUAUGCUAGCUGCCUGCCUUACUUUCGCAAAUCACAGACCCACGAGCUUGGUGCAAAUGACUACCGAGGUGGAGAUGGUCCGCUUCAUGUUUCAAGAGGAAAGACUAACCAUGAACUGUUUCAUGCAUUCAUCGAAGCUGGUCAACAAGCAGGUUACCCCUUUACUGAUGAUAUGAAUGGCUAUCAGCAGGAAGGGGUAGGUUGGAUGGACAUGACUAUUUACAAGGGUAAACGUUGGAGUACAGCCAGUGCUUAUCUGCGACCGGUUCUUCAAAGACCUAACCUUGAAACACAAGUAAGAUCACAUGUGAAACGAAUUCUCUUUGAAGGAAACAAAGCUGUGGGUAUAGAGUAUGAACAGAAGGGAACUGUACACAAGGUGCGUGCAACCAACGAAGUAAUUCUUUCUGGAGGUGCCAUCAACUCUCCACAGCUUCUUAUGCUCUCUGGCAUCGGUAAUGCUGAUGACCUAAAGACAUUAGGCAUUCCAAUUGUUUCCCACUUGCCUGGUGUAGGGCAAAACCUCCAAGACCAUCUUGAGAUUUAUGUCCAGCAAAAGUGUACAAAGCCCAUAACGCUAUACAGCAGCCAAUUUCCACACAAUAUGAUUAAAAUUGGUUUGCAAUGGUUUCUGACUUUUACAGGAGAUGGUGCUACCGCUCAUCUUGAGAGUGGUGGAUUUGUCCGUAGCCGUCCAGAUAUCGACCACCCUGACCUCCAGUUCCAUUUUUUACCAUCUACAGUUAAUGACCAUGGCCGAGAAUUUGGUCCUUGCCAUGCAUAUCAAGUCCAUGUGGGACCCAUGCGUCCAACUAGCAAAGGUUAUUUGAAACUGAGAACCAGAAACCAUAAUGACCAUCCUUUAAUUGUUGCAAACUACCUCAGUACAGAACAAGACAUUACUGAAAUGAGAGAAGGAAUUAAGAUCUCCAGAGAUGUCUUUGCACAAAGGGCAUUUGACCCUUAUCGAGGUGAUGAAUUAGCGCCUGGGUCUCAUAUCCAGUCAGACAAAGAGAUUGAUGCCUUUGCUCGCCAAAAAGCAGACAGUGCAUACCACCCUUCAUGCACGUGUAAAAUGGGCCAACCAAGUGACCCAAUGGCAGUGGUGGACCCAGACACAAAAGUGAUUGGAGUGGAAAACCUUCGAGUUGUGGAUGCUUCAAUUAUGCCCAGUGUUGUCAGUGGCAAUUUAAAUGGACCGACGUGUAUGCUGGCUGAAAAAGCUGCCGAUAUUAUCCGUGGCCGACAACCACUUCCAAAGUCAAAUGCACCUGUUUGGCAUCCUGAAACUCUGGAGGUGACUCAGAGAAUGGCGUCUGCUUGA
Acanthosepion pharaonis is the source of this 4041-nucleotide messenger RNA. The record is from the annotation of a GenBank genome assembly. NCBI's taxonomy places the organism in Eukaryota, Metazoa, Mollusca, Cephalopoda, Sepiida, Sepiidae.